AUUUGUGCAGUGAGAGAGGCGCGACGAUCUUCGAGCUUCUUCCGAUGAAGACAGUCACCGGAAGAGUUAUUAGUGCUGAACCAAUCUCCCUUUCCAAGGCGGCUACGCUUCUCUCUGGAUUCGCUUCCUCUGAUAAUGGCGCCUCUCAAGACGUUAGUGCGUACCUCCGACGAGCCUCCGCCGCCUUUACUGAAUUGAAGAGUUUCCACAGGGAGAUUAAAUCAAAGGAUGCGAAGCCAAGCUCCGUCAGGGAGGUUAUAUCAAAGGAGACGAAGCCAAGCUCCGACGCAAGGCGUGAGCGGGAUGUCACCGGCGAAUUAGACGGAGAGAAGAUUCGUUACCGGAAAAGUGGAGCUGUGAGUGAGGAAUCAGUUUAUGGUAGGGAUCAGGAUGAGAUGAAAAAGAAGAAGAGCAAGAGCAAGAAUAACAAAGACGAAGAUGUUGUUGGUGAGGAGGUGAAGGAGAAGCUGGAAGAUGAGCAAAGGAGAGAAGAGAGAAAAGAGAGAAAGAAGGAGAAGAAGAAGAACAAAGAAGAAGAUGUUGUUGAUGAGAAGGUGAAGGAGAAGUUGGAAGACAAUCAAAGGAGCGAAGAGAGAAAGGAGAGAAAGAAGGAGAAGAGCAAGAAGAACAAAGAUGAAGAUGUUGUUGAUGAGAACGUGAAGGAGAAGCUGGAAGACGAGCAAAGGAGCGCAGAGAGAAAGAAGGAGAAGAAGAGCAAGAGGAACAAAGACAAAGAGAAAGUGGUUGUUGAUGAGAAGGUGAAGGAGAAGUUGGAAGACGAGCAAAGGAGUGAAGAGAGAAAGAAGGAGAAGAAGAAGAGGAAGAGUGAUGAAGAGAUCGUUUCAGAGGAGAGGAAGAGCAAGAAAAAGAGAAAGAGUGAUGAAGAGAUAGGUUCAGAGGAGAGGAAGAGCAAGAAAAAGAGGAAAUUGAAGGAGAUUGAUGAUUGAAGUUGGUUAAUUUGGGGUUUUAGCUGAAGUUGAAGAUGUUACUUGGUGACAAUUAAGAUUAAGAAAGAUUUGAAAUUUGGAACUCUCUUGUUAUAGUUUUAUGUUACCUUCAUUGAAGUUUUUGUUGCUUUGGUAGUGUGAUGCUUCACUUUUUUAUCCUUUACUAUAGUUGGAAGAUUCUUGAAUGCAAAGUAUUGAAGAUGCUAUAUUCGCAGCAUUCACUCUAAUCGACUUACUCAAGUUGUGGAAUAAACUAGAAAAUGUUUU
Messenger RNA from Arabidopsis arenosa, 1214 nucleotides. The record is from the annotation of a GenBank genome assembly. Lineage: Eukaryota; Viridiplantae; Streptophyta; Magnoliopsida; Brassicales; Brassicaceae.